This is a messenger RNA of Oncorhynchus masou masou (cherry salmon), 5566 nucleotides long. RefSeq names its product histone acetyltransferase KAT6B-like. Lineage: Eukaryota; Metazoa; Chordata; Actinopteri; Salmoniformes; Salmonidae. The transcript has a single exon. The coding region runs from base 2164 to 5469 and encodes 1101 amino acids. The record is from RefSeq and is a predicted model, not a curated record.
UGCAAACCAUUUCAGUCUGUGUAGUGGCCUGAGAACAGAGAGACUGAGCGACAGAAAGAAAGCAAGGAAGCCUGCCUGCAACACAAAAAACAGAGGAAGAAUAAUUGGGAUUGCGUGGCGCUUUGUUGUUUCUCUCAUCAACGGAGCUCUCUAAAAAAAAUAGAAGUGGAGAGAGAAAGGAGAGUAUCCGGGGAUUGUCUGGGAGAGAGAACGCCUGCAAGGCAGAGUCGGAGGCAGCGAUCAGACUGGGUCUCGGACUGUCUGGGUCUCUGCCCUCUGGAUACAGUCCCACGACUCACAGCAGCUCUGCCUGGCUGGACUGGGCUCACCCCCCAACCCACCUACCAUCUCUCCCUAACGAACCCUCUCACCCCCCUCCCGGAUUCAGCCUCCACUCUGAAUUUACUGUCUCUUCUUGACUGGAGCUGUGGAUGAGCAGCGUGAUGGAAGGUGGGAGAUGAUAGACAGGCGUCUCGUCUACGAUAGGAAAAAGGUCUGGAUCUCUUUGUUCUGGUUUUUGAAUUGCAAGACUGACUUGUGCGGAGUGGCGGAUGUUGGGAUUUAGUUUUUUUUAUCGCUGAUGACGAGGAUAAUGAUGAUGUCAGCAAGGGGGAUGAAGGAGCAUUCCAGGCACAGAGCGGGCCGCUGCCUUCAGACACACAUCACUCAUGCUUUGUGAUGAGAUUGGAAGAGAGAAAAAGGAGAGAGAAAAGAUAGUCUGUCUGCAAGGACUCACAGGACCAAAACAGGCUAUGAUUGACUGCUCGGUUACUUUGUAUGAGAUUUUUUGCUUCCGUUUUGAUUCCCUCAAAAGAAUCAACUCUUUUAUUAAGUCAUUCCCAUGGUUUUGGGUUGACAGCAAACUUGAACCAAGACAGAAAAACAUCAACAAAGCCAUUUGGAUCUGCACUUUUUUUUUCUUUCCCACCCCCUGCACAACCUCUUUUUAUAUCAGGGAGUAGAGGAUUUCUCACCCCCUGCACAACCUCUUUUUAUAUCAGGGAGUAGAGGAUUUCUCACCCCCUGCACAACCUCUUUUUAUAUCAGGGAGUAGAGGAUUUCUCACCCCCUGCACAACCUCUUUUUAUAUCAGGGAGUAGUGGAUUUCCCACCCCCUGCACAACCUCUUUCUACAUCAGGGAGUAGUGGAUUUCUCACCCCCUGCACAACCUCUUUUUAUAUCAGGGAGUAGAGGAUUUCUCACCCCCUGCACAACCUCUUUUUAUAUCAGGGAGUAGAGGAUUUCUCACCCCCUGCACAACCUCUUUUUAUAUCAGGGAGUAGUGGAUUUCUCACCCCCUGCACAACCUCUUUCUACAUCAGGGAGUAGUGGAUUUCUCACCCCCUGCACAACCUCUUUUUACAUCAGGGAGUAGUGGAUUUCUCACCCCCUGCACAACCUCUUUCUACAUCAGGGAGUAGUGGAUUUCUCACCCCCUGCACAACCUCUUUUUACAUCAGGGAGUAGUGGAUUUCUCACCUUAAAAGGAGACUUUACACACUUCUUUGGCUGCUUCUCACUGAGACCGUUGCUCAACCCUUCUCUGCUGCUUAUCCUGUUGUGGCAGAGCGAGGAGAGCAGGAAGGGAAGGAAGGAGUUGAAGAGUGGGAAUGAUUCAGGAGUAGGGAGUUGAACGACUGUGUGUGUGAGGGGGGAGUUCAAGUCAAACGGAACAAAAAGGAACAAAGGGUUGUUAUCUCCACGGCACUCACCUCGUUCUGGACUUUGGACGUCUACGAGACCGCCCCUGCCUCCUUCCUGAUAACCUUCCAAAUGAGCAGUGCUCAUUAAUAUGCUGCCGGAGGAGAGGAGCAUCUGCAUGCAGGACACUCACUCACUGAUGCUCCCUUGCAUUUCAGACAGUGCCGGAAUAUGCUGCUGCACUGCUAUUGAGGUGACAUAGUAACAUGUGGACCUAUGGACUUGUAAUGUAGAUUGCAAACCUUUUGACAUUUUGGUCAUUGAAGCGGAUUCAUGUUUGGGAUUGUGGAUUGGACCGGGAACGGUUGAGCGACUGAACUAUUUUCAACCCACCCAUUAAGGUAUUUCCCCCAUUGUUUUCGGUGGAAUACUUAUUGGCCCCGUCCCCGAGGGGGGCCACCCUGCCCCUAUAAAGGACCACUGCAGGCCGUCAGGGCAUCUCCCCCAGGGGCAGCUGAGGAAUGGGAAAGCCCCUGAGCCGGCCAGACUGCCUGAGGCAAAACCCCCGAUGCCUGGGGAAGGGGGACGAGGAUGAGGCCUACAUCGAGGACUGCUAUGUCCCCCAGCGUUCCAUCUACGACACCAUGCGCAUCAACGAGCAGAUCGACCAGGGCUCCUCCAAGCUCAGCCAGCCAUCGCGCAGCACCCUGGGCUCUGGCGGCGGCGGAGAGGCCAGCACCCUCUCCAGCAACGGCACCAUCGGGGCUGACUUAGGGAGCGUCUUUGUGUCAAGGGCGCACGCUGAUGCCGGAGUUAAAAGACUGGACGAAAGGGUGAUCUUUGACGCCCUCAAGCUAACCGGCGAUCCCCAGAGCAUGUCACCACCUGGAAGUUGCGGUGGUUCUGGUUUACCCAUCACACCCUUGUCCUCUGCCUCCUGUGGGGCAGCCGCAGUAAAAAGGCGCCACCAGGGCGGCGAUAAGAAAGACAACCCCAAUCGUCGCUCCUGGAAGGCGUUUAUGCCCCCCAGUUACCCAGAGUUUGCAGAGAGGCUUGAGUUUUCUCCUGGGGACAGUGCUGAGAAGCGUUUGUCCGGACCUGCGAUUCCACUUUCUCUACUUCCGCCACCAACCCUCACCUCCACACCCCCCUUACCUCCUUACUCACCUUCCAUUGUGUCGUCCGGGGGUCCUCACACUCCUCCUGUCUCAUCCUCCCCUUCGUUGACACUGAGUCCCAUUCCCCCCCUCCAACAGCACCCUGUCAGCAGGCAAAAACAACUUCACCCCCUGCUCCAAAAACAACACAAGCAAACACAUGCACUACCCUCCCCCUCAAAAGAACAACCAUCGGUGCAGUUACCUACCCAUCCCCACCAGGGCUCUGGGGGCACCCCACAGCAGAGUCCCAAUGCUACCGCCCAGCUGGACAAAAAAAAGGACAAGCAUCAUAGGCGCCCGGCUGUAUCUCCCAAAGCUGGUAUCAAGAUAAUUACUGAGGAGAGCCCUGAAGCAGCCAAGGCUUCUGACUCUGAAAGAGAGACGGACUCUCCUCUCCUAGAACAAGACCUGGACAAAGCCCCUCUCCUACCCCAGUUGGCUCCACCAAAACCUGUGUUCUGCCCCCCGACCAAAGCACGCACCUGGCCCCGAAGUAUGAGAGGGGGGAAGCGGUCUCACGGGGGCAUGCGCCACCUCUUCCCCGUCCUGCCCCCCCUGCCACCCUUAUUGGGAGAGGACAGUGACCUGGACGAGGAGUCAUUCUACCUACUGGACCCCCCCUCACCUUUCCUCCAGGAAGAGGAGGGGCUGGCCCAUGGAGGGCUGCCACUCACCCCCUGCCUCAGCCAAGAGGAGGGUGAAGUGGGACUCUUGGGCUGGGCUCCCCCUAAUGGUGAGCUCCGGCAACGAACCGCCUCUGAGCUCAAAUUCGAGGAGGAUGAACGCAGGAUCUUACAGGAGCUGGAGGAAGAAGAAGUGGACAUGGAGGAAGAAGGAAAAGGGGAGGAAGAAGGGACAAGAGAGGGGGGAGAAGUGGCAGAUAAGAAAGGAGAAAUUGAAGAAGAGGAGGAGAGGGAGUGGGAGGCAAUGCUGAAGCUGGAGAAUAGGGAGAUAAUGGACCGAUGUUGGGAGGGGGACUCUGGAGAGGGCUGGGAACCCCAACAAUCAGAGUCUUCUGGACAUUGGCCCCUUCUGACCCCUCCAACAGGUUUUGGUGGGCCUAGGGCCCCAAGUGCCUCCCCCUGCCCCAGCUCAGGGGCCGGUUCAGAUGACCUUUUCCUAGAGCUGGAGAGACAAUGUUUAGAGGAGGAGGGAGGGGAGAGCUCUAUGGACCCUGAAUCUAAUGAGGCAACAGAGCCCAACACCCUAGCCAGUGUAGAGGAGGAGGAGGAGGAGGAGGAGGAAGAGGAGGAGCAGGAGGAAGCCACUGAUGCCUGUGUAUGUCUUGUGAAAACUGCCCCUAUGUAUAUCGAUCAAAGGACAGAGACUGAUUGCGCUGAGCCCCGGUUGGAAAACCCCUUCUCAGUUUCAGCACCUCCUUGUCCUGAACACAUAGACCAGGUCCAACUACAGACAUCUGAACACAUGGACCAGGUCCAACUACAGACACCUGAACACAUGGACCAGGUCCAACUACAGACAUCUGAACACACCGACCUGGAGGAAGCACAACUCUGUUAUGACCUCCACCAGGUUCUCGUUGAAGGUGAACAAUGUCAUAUUGAUGAAGAAGAGCAAUGUGUAAUUGAUUAUGAAGGCGAAGAAGAGCAGAGUUUUCCCGAGACGACUGCGAUGGACUCGGUCUGCGGUCCUCUCCCUGAGUCCGACUCAAGCGGGGUCCACAUGUCCCAGCCGGACAGAACUGCUUGGUCCGACACCACCCAGAACGACUGUGAACACGAGCCGCCCGCUGAGAGCGAGUGGGAACUGGACAGCGGGUCGUCAUCGGUUCAAGAGGUCGAGGAGGUGCGCGAGGAAACAGGGUUGUGCCUCCACAUGGCCUUCCCACCUCCUCCAUCCCCCAGCCCACAGAACCCUUAUGCCAAAGGGGAAGAACAGGAGGUGGAGGAGGUGAAGGAGAGGGCGCCAGACUGGAGUGCACGUGAGCAACCUGAGCCUAGUUGGGACAGUGGGUCCCCUGGGUCGACCCACUCAGAUGAAGAAAUGAGAGUUAGUGCUGCAGAGGAUGUUGAUGUACUAACUUCCUGUCAAGAAGAGCUGUUCUCUUCAGAGAUUAGUGACAUUGCUAAGGAGACAACCUCUGUCACUGAGGGGAUGACACUUGCGUCAUCAGACACUUGGAACUGCUCUGUCCCCGCAGAUAAGGUUUCUUCUCUGAACAUGUCUGGGCAAGACAAGGACCAGAGGUCCACAAGCACCCCCAAAGCUCUUGAAGACACUCUCCCUCGUUCACACUCCCUGCCCAACAAAGAGACUCUGCCCCCCCUUCACCCUUACCACUGUCCCCCGUCAAGCACGAGCCAAGAGGGCCAGGCCUGGACAGCAAAAACUCUGACGCUUUUGUGGCCACUGACAGUUUUGUUUACCUGGCGGUCUCCGUGCCACCCCCGUUCCCUCAGGACUGCCCCCCCUCCCCGCUGGAAUCCUCAACACCCCCCAGCCCCAGCCCUGUCCCCAAACCCUGCCCUGAGCCAGACGAUGGGGCCUUCCUUUGCUCCGACAGCUUUGUUUACUUGGCCGCCCCGGAGCGGCUCCCCCAGGUGUCCGACGGAGGUUCCGCAUGUGAGGACGCCCAGGAGCUGGACUAUGGAGACUCGUACUCUGAGAGUACCCAGUCGGGAGUGGACUUCGUCCUUGGGUCCAUGACCGGGGACAGUGACUGGGAGUCUGACGGCUCGGCCUUGGACCCCCCUUGUACCAACAGGGAGUGGGAAGAGCUGGAAUCUGGGUUACUCCAGGGGCU